AUGAGAAGGCUUGAGUCCCCGGCAGUGCCCAUGGCGUCCUCCUGCGGCCCCCUCAGCGGCGGCGGCGGCCCCCUGGUUGUCCUGGUUCUGCUUCUGCUCCUUCAGCGGGGGCUCAGCGAGGCGUGGGCGGGAGCAAAAGGGGCGCGGGGCGGGGCGGCGCCGCACUCUCGCCCCCCUUUGCCUUCGGGCGGCGGCCACGAGCAUCCUGGAGAUGCCAGAGCGAGCCCGCAGAAUGAGUUGCCUAUCGAGGUUCUGCGAUCCUUCGGGGUUCCUGCAUCCAAUGGGACCGCUACUCCAGGGUGCGGCCAGCCUGAUGUAAAAAUAGUAGGAGGAGUGGAAUCCAAAGAAGGGGAGUGGCCCUGGCAGGUGAGCCUGAGGGUCCGAAACAAGCAUGUCUGCGGAGGCUCGCUCAUCACCGACCAGUGGGUGCUGACUGCAGCCCACUGUAUUUUAAGCUAUUACACCUACAGUGUCAAGAUAGGAGGUCUGAGUAUCUUUAAGGAAGCUGACAAAAGUGUGGUGAUCCCUGUCCAAAGCAUCGUUGUCCAUCCUGAGUUCACAAGAAUUGGAUAUGUUCGGAAUGACAUUGCCCUUCUCCAUCUCCUCUUCUCUGUGAAUUUCACCUCUACCAUCAAGCCUGUCUGCAUCCCAAAGGAGAAUUUCCAGGUGGCAGCUGGGACCAAGUGUUGGGUGACUGGUUGGGGCCAAGAGGGAGAAGGAGAUCAGCGUCCUUAUGCAGAAAUUCUCCGGAAGGUUGACCAGUACAUCAUCCGCUAUGAAAACUGUAAUAACAUAAUAAAGCAGAGCAUGUCAAGUCUUGUGGAUAUUGUAAAGAGAGGGAUGGUCUGUGGCUAUAAAACUGGUGGAAAAGAUUCUUGUCAGGGAGAUUCUGGGGGACCCAUGGUCUGUGAAUUUGAUGACAUCUGGAUACAGGUGGGGAUCGUGAGCUGGGGCAUUGGCUGUGGUCGUUAUGGAGUACCUGGGAUUUAUACGGAAGUUAGUACCUACAGGAACUGGCUGGUUGCAGUGUUGAGCCAAUCUACCUCUUUGUAUCCAGUGGAGUCCCACAUCCAACUCCUGUUUCUGGUGCUGCCCCUUGGCAUCCUGUUGACCCUGUGA
Molecule: messenger RNA, 1119 nt
Organism: Orycteropus afer afer
Lineage: Eukaryota; Metazoa; Chordata; Mammalia; Tubulidentata; Orycteropodidae
Source: RefSeq, a predicted model, not a curated record